AUGUUUAUUGAUACAACAAAUAAACUUGGAUUAAAAGAAUAUUUACCUACAUCUAAUAUUUAUCAAAUGUUUGAAAAUUCUAUUCAAACAUUAAUUGCUACAAAUAUUAGUAAUCAAAUAAUUAAUAAUAUUGAAGAGUUUAAUCAAAAAAUUAAAACACCAACACAUUUUGAAUAUUUAUUAGAAUCAUUAGGAUUUGCUUUUGCACUUCCAAUGGAAUCAAGUCAAACUAUUGGAAAUACAAUUAGUAUUUAUCAUCAAUGGUUAUUUGGAGAACAUAUUCCUAAAAUAAUUCAAGAUAAUCGACAAAAAUAUUUAAAUUGUAUGUUAGAACAUCUUUCAUUAAUUUUUACUCAACGUUCAUGUUCAAUAAAUCAAAGUAAUCAAAUGAUUGAAUUUUGUAAUAGAGUUAUGGAUAUUUAUGAUUUAGCAUUAAAUGAUAAUGAUGUUGAUACUCAUAAUGUUAUUUGUUUAUUAAUUGGAGCAAUUCAUUCACUUGCAUCUAUACCUAAACAAAGUAUUACUACUAUUGUUAGUUCAAAUGUAUCAAGUAAUUUUUAUAAAGCAAAAGAAAAAAAAAGUAAUUUAGCAGAAGAAAUUAGUGGUCGUGUUAUUAAUACAUUAUAUCGUGCAUGGAUUAAAUUAUUACCUCAAGAUAAAUUACUUUGGAUGACAAUUAUUCAAUAUCAUAAAACAUGGAGUAUUCUUCUUCCAGUUGCACAACAAUGGAAAAUACUUAUGAAAAAAAUUACAGAAGGUGUAAUGAAUCAAUUAUAUAAUAAUAAAGAAUGUAUUAUUUCAUUAGAUGGGUUUAAAGAAAAUACAACAAUACAAAAUGUAAUUUCACCAAAAUAUGCAUAUAAUUUUUGGAUUUGUUGUUUACAUUUUAUUGGAACACCACUUAUUAGUAAUAAUGCAUCUGUAGUUGAAGUUAUUAUUCAAUCAAUAUCAGAACAAGUUGAUUAUAUGAUUCAAUAUCAAUGUACUGGAGAAACAAUAUUAAGAGUAUAUAAUAUAUUAUUUCAAUGUGUUAUUUUACCAUCUCAUUUAAAAUUUGAACAAGGAAUUUGUUAUGCAAUGGAAACAUUAUUAAAAAUUUUUAUUAAUACUUGUGAAUAUACAACAUUUACUAAACAAUCAUUAGAUAGUUUAUAUUAUGCUUUAUCUUAUGCUUUAUCAUCUGAAAGUGAAAAAGUUUUAGUUAUUGGAUUAAAAGGAUAUGUUAAUCUUAUUAAAAAAUCAUUUGAAGGAAUGGAAAUUCUUGCUAAAACAGCAUUAUAUGCAGUUCAUCGUGCUAGUUUAUUAAAAGAAAAUAUUUUUGCUGAUUGUCAUACUAUUUUUAUAGAUAUACUUGCAUCAUUAAUGUAUCUUCCUGAUUCUUCACAAAUUCAUUUCAUUCCUAAACAAAAUCCUGAAUUUGAAGAAAAAUAUUCUCUUCAAUCUCUUAUUGUAUUAAAUUUAUAUUUACUUCUUAAACAUGAAGUAGAUGCUACAAGAAUAACAUCUAUAUUAAUACUUAUAAAUCGAUAUUUUAUUCAAGAACUUCCAUUCAAUAAACCACAAGAAGAUUUUAAUAUAUCAAUAUUAAAUCAAUUUCCUCCAAAAACUGUUGGUGAUUUAGCUUGGUACUUUAUUAAAUUAAUAGAAAUUAAUCACUCUACAUUAUUUGUUACUUCUAAACCAGAAAUUCAUCGUUUAAUAUUUACUAUUCUCAAAAUUUUGAUUAAAUACCAUUCAUUUAUUCCUAGUUCUGAUGUAUUUAUUAAUAAUUUAUUUGAUAUUCUCAAUGAAUUCUUCAAUCAAUGGAUUAAAAAUAUGAAUUUAGUUAUUAUGGGAGAUUGUCUUAGUGUAAUUACUCUUUAUUAUCAAAGUAUUAUGAAAAAUAUUACUCAAGACCAAAUGACAAAAAUAACUAUAUUAUACAAAAAACUUACAUCUGUUGAAGGAUAUGAUAAAAAACGUACUUUAAUGAGAUUGAGUGAUAUUCCAAAUGAAGGAUUAGAAUAUUUUACAAUGUCAUUAUCUCAAUCUAUUGCUUUUGUAUAUCAACAUCUUAUGAUUCAUAAACCAAUAAUUGGAAAUCAAUUAUUAAAUUGUCAAAUAAGUGAAAAAAAUAUUAUUGAUAUAUUUAUGAAAAAUAACAUUAAAAAUGUAUUGGAUUAUAUUUAUAUUGUUACUGUUGAUAAUACAAUAAUUUUAUCAUUUAUUGAAUUACCUUUUAAAAAUAUUUUAGGAAAAAAACAAUUUAUUGUUCUUAUACGUGAUUGUAUUGGAAAGAAAGGAUAUUUGAUUUCAUUAAAUGAGAUUGAUGAUAAAAUUAUCCAAUCACAACAUAAACAUAUAGAUAUUAUUAAUAAACCUGAAAGAGAUAAUUUAAUCAUCUUAUCUGAUGAAAGAGUUUUAGAAGAACUUCAAAAACUUGAGAAUGUUUCAUCAUGUAAUAUUGAUUCUUAUAUUAAGAAACAAGAAGAUAAAUAUAAAACACCAUUAGAGGAAGAUAUUCCUCAACCAAAAUAUGAUGAUAUAAUGAAUAUUCAACAUGGUACAAAAUAUUAUGCUGUUAGAUUAUUUUUAACAGCAAUGGGAUUCUGUAGUUCUAACUUUUGGAAAAGAUUAACUCCAAUUAAAACAAAUUUUCAAAUAUUAGAAACAUUAGAUCAAAUUGAUAAAAUAUCAAAUAGAACUCAUAUUGGAAUUUCUAUUGAAAAUAAAGAACAAGGAAUAACUAAAGAAUUUAUGGAAUUUAUUCAAGAACUUGGAAUUAUUCGUUCAACUACAGGAUUUGAAGGACAAAAAGAAGGAUAUGAAAAUAAAGAACAUAUGAUUUGUUAUCAAGAUGAUUUUGUUGAUAUAAUUUAUCAUAUUAAAAGUUUAAUCCCUAUUAAUGAAAAGAUAGAUGAUCUUAUUGAGAUAUAUUGGGGAGAAAAUGAACAAAAAAUUGAAGAAAAUCCAGAAAAAUUAAUAAUUGAAAUUAAAAUACUUCAUGAUGGAAUUUAUCAAAUUAAAACAAAUCAAAUAACUAAUACAUUAUUAACUCUUCAAAAAUCAUUAAUUUAUUCAUUAGGUCAUAUUAUUAGAGAAUCAUGUAUUGGAUUUAUUGAAAAGAGAAAUCUUCAUGAAAUGACAUUCCCUUAUGAUUCUAGAUGUAUUACAAUUCAAGAUUUUUGUACUACUAAUACUACUAAAGGACAUUCUAUUGGAGUGAUGGAUAUGUUAGUUGAUCGAGAAUUAUCAAAUCAAUUAAAUGUAGAAAAACUUUCUGAAGUAAAAACUGAAGAACCAAAAGAAGAAAAGAAACAAACAAAAAUUAAAACUUCAAAAGUUAGUAUAAUUAAUGUAUUUCAACCUCAAUCUACUCCAAGAAUGACAGGAGAAUUAAAAGCUACUGAAGAAUUGAUGAAACGUAAAUUAGCAAAGACAACAAAUGGAAAUUUCAUUAAUACAAGCAAGUAA
Entamoeba dispar SAW760 is the source of this 3453-nucleotide messenger RNA. RefSeq lists its product as uncharacterized. The transcript has a single exon. Bases 1 to 3453 code for a protein of 1150 amino acids. Gene Ontology annotation, biological process: activation of GTPase activity; regulation of small GTPase mediated signal transduction. The record is from RefSeq and is a predicted model, not a curated record. NCBI's taxonomy places the organism in Eukaryota, Evosea, Mastigamoebida, Endamoebidae. Gene Ontology annotation, molecular function: GTPase activator activity.